Molecule: messenger RNA, 2956 nt
Organism: Malaya genurostris
Lineage: Eukaryota; Metazoa; Arthropoda; Insecta; Diptera; Culicidae
Exons: 2
Coding region: 72-2363 (763 amino acids)
Biological process (GO): DNA integration
Molecular function (GO): nucleic acid binding
Source: RefSeq, a predicted model, not a curated record
CACCAAAGCACAAUAAAGAAAUAAUUUUCUCUAACAAAACUCCAACCAAGCGCGAGGUUCUAAGGACUCUAAUGACAAUAUAUGAUCCACUGGGUCUAAUUGGGAACUUUUUGAUGUACUUGAAGGUUCUCCUACAAGAAAUAUGGAGAUCAGGUGUGGGCUGGGACGAUGAAAUUCCGACAAAAUUGGAUGAAAAGUGGAAAGUUUGGCUAUGUGUACUUCCUUCGGUUGAGCAAGUCCAGAUUCCCAGGUGUUACCGUCAAGUCACAGCCAUAGACAAAAACUACGUAACUCAGCUUCAUAUUUUUGUCGAUGCCAGUGAAAGUGGCAUGGCAGCAGUGGUAUACGUGAGGUUUGAACAGAACAGUCAAAUUGAAUGUGCGUUAGUUGGUUCGAAGACACGCGUAGCUCCAUUGAGGUAUCUAUCAAUACCGCGUAUGGAAUUGCAAGCAGCUGUAAUUGGAGUUCGCCUAGCUGAUACUAUCGCCAAGUCUCAUCGACUAACCAUAUCGGAACGAUUCUUUUGGACGGAUUCACGCGAUGUGAUAUGUUGGUUACAGUCUGAACAUCGACGUUAUAGUCAGUUUGUGGCCUGUAGAGUCAGCGAAAUUCUUGAGAGUUCGACCAUGAGCGAGUGGAGGUGGAUUUCAACAAAACUGAACGUGGCCGACGAGGGAACUAAGUGGCAGAAGGUGCCAGAUCUGAAACCGACGAGUAGAUGGUUCCGUGGAGUAGAAUUUCUAUGGAUGCCCAUGAGCGUUUGGCCACCUAGCGUGCACUCAGGAAGCACAACAGAAGAGCUUCGUUCCAAUAUAUUACAUCACACUAUUCAAGAGCCUGCAGUUUGUGUAGAGAGGUUCUCUAAAUGGAAAAGGUUACUUAGAACUGUAGCCUACGUCAAACGUUUUGUGUCUAUUUUACGCUGCAAGGUAGAAGGAAUGGCUAAACAAACGGGACCAUUAACUCAUGAAGAACUGAUUGCAGCAGAAUGGUUUGUCUAUAGCUUAGUUCAACGGCAGGUAUAUCCGGAAGAAGUAAGAAUACUGGCAGAUAUCAAAUCGGAUACGCAAAAUUGUAAGCGUUUACUUCCGAAGUCUAGUUUCCUGUACACACUUUGUCCAGUUGCAGAUGAUCGCGGCGUUCUGCGUGUGAAUGGACGAAUCAACGCUAUUAAGUUCGUGGGUGAUUUAACUAAGCGUCCGAUAUUGCUGCCGGAGAAGAACCGUAUUACCGAUCUCAUCAUUGGGGAUUACCAUUCGAAGUACUGUCAUUUAAAUCAUGCAACAGUUCUGAAUGAAAUUCGUCAGAAGUACCACAUUCCGAAGCUUCGUGCUGUGUAUAAUCGUGUACGCAAAAUGUGUCAACUGUGCAAAAUUCGUCGAGCGUGUCCUGUGCCUCCUCAAAUGGGAGAACUCCCAGAAGCCCGUUUAGCAGCAUUUACUCGGCCAUUUUCAUACACUGGCAUAGAUUAUUUCGGACCCAUGCAGGUCUCAGUCGGCAGAAGAGUAGAAAAACGGUGGGGAGUUUUGCUGACGUGCUUGACAGUUCGUGCUGUACAUAUAGAGCUAGCACACUCUAUGAAUACCGAUUCGUGCAUACUCGCACUUCGAAACUUUAUUGCGCGUCGAGGAUCUCCAGUUGAAAUUAUAAGCGAUCGAGGAACUAAUUUCAUUGGUGCAAAUCGUGAACUACGCGAGGCUUUGCAAAAUGUGAACCAAAACAAAUUGAUGGAGCAUUUUGUCAGUACGGAUAUGAAAUGGAAAUUUAACCCUCCAGCCUCACCACACUUCGGGGGUUGCUGGGAACGUUUGGUACAAUCCGUUAAGAAAAUCCUGAACCAGAUUAAUCCUAGUCGAAUUCCGUCCGAGGAGAUCCUGAGAAAUAUGCUAAUCGAGAUUGAAAUGAUCAUUAAUUCUAGACCACUCACCUACGUACCGCUAGAUACUGAAGAUGCACCCCCGAUUACACCAAAUCAUAUUUUAUUAGGAUCAUCUAACGGUACUAAACCCCCGAUCGCGUUUGAUGACAGACCGGUAGUUCUUAAGCAUUCAUGGAAGAUGUCACAACUUUAUGCAGACGAAUUCUGGAAGAAAUGGAUAGCUGAAUACCUUCCAACGUUAACGCGUCGAUCAAAAUGGUACCAGCCAGUCAAACCGAUAGAAGAAGGAGAUACUGUGGUUAUCGUUGACAACAAUCUUCCGCGAUGUAGUUGGCCGAAAGGGCGAGUUGUGUCAGUCGUUCGAUCAACCGACGGCCAGGUUCGUCGAGCUACCGUUCAAACUGCACAUGGCCUGUACGAGAGACCGGCGGUGAAGAUAGCGGUUUUAGAUGUCGGUUCAAAUGCAAGUAAGUCGAAUGAAUAAUCACGACGUACUGACGGGGACUGUCGCAAACUUGGUUGCGGUGAACCUCCAUUUGAAAACCUUGAGCUACGGAUAUAUAUGAAAAACCUUUGAAUCAUACAUCUUGGUCUGAAAUGUCAGCUGCAUGAGUAGGCACAUUUGAUUGCUUAUAAGAUAAAAGAACGACAGUAAGAUUAGUGGAAGACAUAGUAGUUCAGUUGCUAAAUCUUAACCUAAAGUGGAAGUCAUCUUAACAGCUAGGUAGAAGCUAGGUGAGGAUUAAAAUCUGAUUAUGAAUAGUUUAAAAUUCUUAAUGACUAAUUAUAUUAAUUAGGCAAACAGCGUAUUUCUUAUUUAAUAGUAGUUACGGAUUGAAUUUAUAAAAGCUGCUAAAGGUAAAAUCGAAACCUAUAUCUAAAAAACAUGUGUGAAUUUAACCUAAAACUAUAUUGUAGCCCUUCAGCGUACGAUAGUGCAACGAUUUAGAAGUAAGAGCAAAUAGAAAAACACUAAACGAUUUUUUUAACCCUUCGCACGGGCGUUGAUAAAUAUAUUGGGUUAAAGGAUUGGAAACCGGUCUGUCUUUUGCUCCGAAAACAUUUCGUGACAGUAAG